Cinara cedri is the source of this 315-nucleotide messenger RNA. The record is from the annotation of a GenBank genome assembly. NCBI's taxonomy places the organism in Eukaryota, Metazoa, Arthropoda, Insecta, Hemiptera, Aphididae.
AUGGGGUUACCAUCUCACAAAGAUAUUGCUGAAAACGAAAAAUCAGAUGAAUAUGCCAAUUUUGCCACGAAAAAUUUGCUCAACCCCACAAUAGAUAUCAUACCCAUUAGUGAUAUUAAAAACUCUAUCAAAAAAAAAAAUCUUUUCAUCUUGGAAAAAUCACUGGAUCUCAAUACCUACAUCAUACAAACUAAAAAAAAAAAAAAAGAACAAUCCAAAAAUAGCAUACCUCAUCCAAUCUCAACUGACGUCAAGACAUUGCAAUCGCCCGCAUUAGAAUCGGAUACUCCUUUCUCACACUCUCAUACUGAAUAA